Molecule: messenger RNA, 698 nt
Organism: Trichoderma reesei QM6a
Lineage: Eukaryota; Fungi; Ascomycota; Sordariomycetes; Hypocreales; Hypocreaceae
Exons: 1
Coding region: 57-380 (107 amino acids)
Source: RefSeq, a predicted model, not a curated record
CCCGUUUCAAAUAAGGGUUACUAUCAGGAACACCACUCUUCCCUCAGUCACACAACAUGGCCUUCCAUCUGCUCAAGCGCCUCACUUUACUUUUCGUCCUACUCGGACUGGCUCUGGCCGACAAGGGCAUCGUCCCACUUGAAGUGGUGGCGUUGUCGAUGCACAGCGAACAAGUCGGCCGCUGGACAUAUCACGACAAUUCAUCCUCGUUAGGCAAUAUCACAGCCGCAUCGCCGUCCGCUUCGCUCGACUCGCCGUCUCCUAAGACGGACAGGAGCCGAUUCAAGGCCGAGUUGACCAACAUGAUCAUGCAAGAGCCCGGCUUUGUGCUCCUCAGCCUGUCGUUUAUCUUCAUCAGCGGGGGCAUGGUGGUUCUCUAGGCACUGGGCACGGUCCUUUGUAUUCUUCGUCUGUGUUUCUUUGCUGUUCCGGCUGUUUGCUUUCUUGUAUAUGAUUCGUCUUAGCAGCAGCAAAUGGGCUUCUUUAGGUGUUUGACAUUAGCGUUUGGCGGUUUUGGGAUAACAUGGGUACAACUCACAUUGGCUAUGGAAAAGCUCACUUCAUCUCUUAAAAAAAUAGGGUAGGGAUGUCGUUAUUGGUGCAUUUGAUUAUGUGUGGCUGUUGAUUAUUCGAUGUACGUUGAUCUUCAAUACUACUGGGUAUGUGAUCACAAUUUCAAGCAGAAGUACGCGUCUUCG